AUGUAUGUACAAUACAAGUUGAUUAACAAUUGCGAUUAUACCGAUCGACAUUGUUAAACAGGUCAUUAAGUUUAUCAGAUCCUGAUCCAGAGGCAAUACGAAAGGAGGUAAAGCGAGAACGGAUAAAUAUCAUCACGAAAGAAAAUUCUUCACACCGUCCAGGCGACAUCCGUGAGCCAAGACUCCGGUAUCAAGAUGGUUCACAAGCCUAAAGUCUAUGUAGUCGGAGUGGGAAUGACCAAGUUUGAAAAACCUGGUAAACGGGAUGACUUCGACUACCCAGAUAUGGCCAAGGAGGCAGUAACCAACGCCCUCAAGGAUGCUAAGAUUCCUCAUAGUCGAAUUAAAGCAGCCUGCGUUGGAUACGUCUAUGGUGACUCGACCUGCGGUCAACGAGCCCUCUACGAAGUUGGUAUGACCGGUUUCCCAGUUUACAAUGUAAACAACAACUGCUCGACGGGAUCGACGGCUCUGCUGAUGGGCAAACAAAUCAUAGAGACUGGGAACGCCGAUUGCGUGUUGGCGUUAGGAUUUGAGAAGAUGGAGCGAGGUUCUUUGACCUCAAAAUUCAUGGAUCGAACAAAUCCUAUGGAUAAACAUGUCGAACUAAUGGCAGAUAUAGCUGGGCUCGAUGCUAGCCCGAUAACAGCUCAGAUGUUCGGAAACGCUGGUAUUGAGCACAUGAAAAAGUACGGAACAAAGCCUGAACAUUUUGCAAAAAUUGCUUACAAGAAUCACCUGCACUCUACGAACAACCCGUACUCUCAAUUUCAAGAGAAAUAUAGCCUAGAACAAAUAAUGAAGUCCCCAAAGGUUUUUGGCCCCUUAACAAAACUUCAGUGUUGUCCAACGUCCGACGGUGCAGCCGCUGUCAUUCUGGCAAACGAAGAUUUUGUCAAAGCAAAUAAUUUGGAGGCCCAAGCAGUCGAGAUUGUCGGUAUGGAGAUGUCUACGGACCUGCCGUCAACGUUUUCCGAAAGAAGCUGCAUCAAACUCAUCGGUUACGACAUGACCCAGAAUGCAACACAGAAACUGUUUACUAAUACGCCAUACAAACCAUUGGACGUCGACGUUAUUGAACUGCACGACUGUUUCUCGGCAAAUGAAUUAAUCACAUACGAAGCACUGGGUCUUUGCCCUCCCGGAAAAGCAGGAGAAUUGAUAGACUCUGGGAAUAAUACGUAUGGUGGUAAAUUCGUUAUUAAUCCGAGCGGAGGAUUGAUUUCUAAAGGUCAUCCUCUUGGCGCUACUGGAUUAGCUCAGUGUUCAGAACUUUGUUGGCAGUUGAGGGGCGAAGCUGGUAAGCGACAGGUUAAAGGAGCCAAGCUUGCUCUCCAACAUAAUAUUGGACUGGGUGGAGCAGUUGUCGUCGCUUUGUACAAACUUGGAUUUCCUCAUGCUAAAAAUUCGGUUCGGCGAAAUAACGUGGCUGCUGUUGAGCCUGACAAAUUUCAAGCUAACGUUUUGUUCAAAAUUCUUGAAAUAGCCAUGCGAGAGGAUACUGACAAUUUAAUCGAUAGAGUACGUGGCAUCUUUGCCUUCAAAAUUACCGACGGACCAAACGGAGAAGUGGGAUUGUGGAUCGUAAAUGCAAAAACUGGAAAAGGAAGCGUGGAAUUUAACGGGAAGACAAAACCCGAUGUCACAAUUACUAUAAGUGAUAAAGAUAUCGUAGACUUUAUAACUGGAAAACUAAAUCCGCAGAAGGCGUUUUUCCAGGGUAAAGUAAAAAUCCAAGGGAACAUGGGCCUGGCCAUGAAACUACCUGACUUACAAAAGAGGGCGGCAAAGAAAAUCGAGCUUAUUAGAUCAAAAUUGUAAUAAAGUCUAUUGGUAAUAUUGCAGGAUUUCUCUAAAAACUGAAAGUCACCUUCAAAUUCGGAACUAUCUUGGCGCAGUGAUAUUAGUUCGACUAAAAGUUAAACUAAAAUGAACUCAAGUGUGCGCGUUCGAGCAAAUUUGUAGGUGUUCAAAAGGAAUUUUGAAUUCACAUAUGAACAAUGAAGUUUGCAAGUUUACAUGAAUUUUAGUUAUAAUAUAUGUUUAUCAUGUAUUUUUUGGGAAUUUCAGGAUCAGUUCAUGCAGUGGUAAUAUAAUACCUAUGGGAUAUGAUAAGAAUAAUCAAUAGUUAUAAUAUAUAUUUUUCAGUUGUUACAUGACAAAAUAUUGCUACUAUAUCAAUCAAAGUAUGAAUAGAUCAACGUAUUUUGGUAUACUGGAAUUUGAAGAUCAAACCUUGUUAUAAUUUUAUUAUUAAUUAAUUAUGUUGAACGAAUAGAACUUUACCCUUGUUACUUGAUUUUGUCACAACGUUAGAGGUGUUAUGGGUUUAUAUCUGUCUUAUUUACAACAUUCAUUCAUUCCUAACAAAGGUAUUGGUGCUAUUUUCUAUGAAUUUGUAUUUUUUAUAAUUAUAUACAUAUAUAUAAAUAUAGUUGUAUUUUUAUAAUAUACAUAUA
Messenger RNA from Diprion similis, 2459 nucleotides. It is a transcript of the gene ScpX, whose product is annotated as sterol carrier protein 2-like. The record is from RefSeq and is a predicted model, not a curated record. Gene Ontology annotation, molecular function: acyltransferase activity, transferring groups other than amino-acyl groups. NCBI's taxonomy places the organism in Eukaryota, Metazoa, Arthropoda, Insecta, Hymenoptera, Diprionidae. The transcript has 2 exons. Bases 196 to 1821 code for a protein of 541 amino acids.